CCCAUGAGCGCGUCGACGAGCGUGCCGCCGGCGCCCAUCAGCACCACCCGCGGCGCGCCCAUGGCCGUCUCGGCGUCCAGCGGCGGCGCUUCCACCACCUCCACCGCCGCAUCGAUGUCUGCCGCUGCUGCGCCGGCGAGUGCGCCAGCGGCCGCAGCGGCAUUUGCGGCGACGGCGCCAGACGCGACGCUGCCCGACGCCGCAGGCAUCUCGAGCCCGCACGAGCUCACCGACUGGGUCGAGCGCCUCGUUGACGGCCUCGAGGCCAAGUUCAACGGCAUGAGCGAGAGCGUCGAGGUGCGCAUGCGGGAAAUGUCUGCGCGCCUCGACGCGCUCGAGGCGUCCAUCAAGGGUGUCGUCAGUCUGUCGCACGACGAGACGUCGUAGCGUAUGCUCCACCGGGCGGGCGCCGCGCGGGGGGAAUUUUAUACCAGAUUCAUGAGGAGGGCUCAGGCGGGAGAGAGAGGAGGCAGACGGAUCCGCCGAGUGCAUUACGUACAGAUUGAUCGA
Molecule: messenger RNA, 510 nt
Organism: Tilletiopsis washingtonensis
Lineage: Eukaryota; Fungi; Basidiomycota; Exobasidiomycetes; Entylomatales
Exons: 2
Coding region: 4-387 (127 amino acids)
Molecular function (GO): transcription corepressor activity
Source: RefSeq, a predicted model, not a curated record